This is a messenger RNA of Cylicocyclus nassatus, 563 nucleotides long. The record is from the annotation of a GenBank genome assembly. NCBI's taxonomy places the organism in Eukaryota, Metazoa, Nematoda, Chromadorea, Rhabditida, Strongylidae.
AUGAUAAUUGAAAACGUAAACAAUGACAAGAAGCAAACAACUUUCGCUGCUAUGGAAGGCUUCAUUCCUUGUUUUGACGGUCAUUUACCAGUCAUCUCCAUGCUGUUCUUUGUGUUGAUUUUGGGUUCCGCUAUGAGUAUUUCCAGUGCCACUAUGAGAAUGCCAAAGAAUAAUUUGUAUAGCAAUACAAGUCUCAUGCAAGGAAGCGCUUUGACCACUCAAAGUUACAGGUCCAGUGACAGCUGUGUACAAAUGUACGAGGGUUUAUCCCUAUGGCUUAUUAUGGCCACCACACUUCCGAUAAUAAUCAACUUUGGUACCAUGUUUGUGAUAGCAAUCACUAUCUAUCAAGUGAAACAGGUGAAGCCGCUAUGUGAUAACCUCACAUCCAGCACCCAUUGGCUAUCCAGAACGGCUGUUAGAGUUGGCAUUGGUCCGACUGCAAAGAAAGCCCUCGUCGAUUAUGCAAAAGGAAAACCGGAAUUUGCCAAGCUCAUGGCUUUCCCUACAUGAUAAUUGCCUAAAAGUUUUUCAAUUCGUUUUCAAAAGAAAUGAAUGUGAAC